Molecule: messenger RNA, 2505 nt
Organism: Opisthorchis viverrini
Lineage: Eukaryota; Metazoa; Platyhelminthes; Trematoda; Opisthorchiida; Opisthorchiidae
Exons: 9
Coding region: 1-2184 (727 amino acids)
Biological process (GO): peptide metabolic process
Cellular component (GO): mitochondrion
Molecular function (GO): metalloendopeptidase activity
Source: RefSeq, a predicted model, not a curated record
AUGGCAGAAGGGUAUGCAAAAGAUUACAAAGAGUUUGGUGUUGUCGGUCCGGAUGACCUUUCACCCGCACUGUUCAAAGACGGGGGUGAAGUCCUCAGUCAGCGCUUGUCCGAUCUGUUUGCUUGCAUUUGGGAAAAGGAGUCUGUCCCAGACAACUGGGGAGAAUCGGUGAUAGUGCCCAUUUUCAAAAAAAGGGCCUCACUGAAUAAAUUAUCGGGUAGGGUGUUAAACCGACAUUACCAACACCUGGUGGCACACUCGCCCCGGUUCAUCCACUAUGCUCGAUUGGGUUCUUUGGCAGACGCUUUCAACCGACCUCAGGAUUUGACGGUAACCGACUCGCCUAAAGUGACAGGUGUUUUUUUAACCAAAGAGCUCAUCAGUCCGAAUGGAUUCGCCAGUCUUGUCCAGGAUGCCACGGAACGUUCCAAGUCAUUGUUAAAUGAGGCACUGUCCCCCAACAGGACGCGGAAAAUGGUCCAGGUGCUGGACGAUAUGUCUGAUACUUUAUGUCGUGUCGCUGAUUUGGCUGAUUGUAUUCGGAUGUUGCAUCCUGAUGGACCGUUUCGGGUUGCUGCUUCCGAGGCUUGCCAAGCUAUUGGACGGCUUGUCGAGGAACUAAACACAACCCCCGAAUUGUACUUUGCUUCGGUUCGAGCUAGUCAAGCAGGAGCGACUGUUGGUAGAUCUCCCGGCUGUUUGCCCAUCGACGACACAAUGGACAAAAUUGAUCGUCGAGUUUUGGAUCUGUUUGUUGCUGACUUUGAGCUUUCUGGUGUCCAGCUCCAGGAUCCAUCUAGGCAAGCUGAGUUUGUGAAGACCGCGUCGACGGCCCUUGCGUUGGGCGCCACGUUUGUUGAGACUGCCCACACGCCUGUGCUAUUCCCUCCACCUGAUCUUGCUUUCAAGAAUGCGGAUAAAUGGUCACCUCCGUUCGAACAGAUCCAACUUACUCAUCCGGUGUUAGAGGAUCCGCGUCCGGAUGUUCGUGCUGCCACCUACCGGACUUACUACGCACCGUUACCAGGACAAGAAACAAGACUGACAGAGUUGAUGGAAAUGCGCCAUCGGAUGGCACGAGCCGCUGGUUUCGACACUUACGCUGAUCGAUCUGUCCGAAAUAGCCUGGCUGAAACUUCCGAAAACGUGAGGCUCUUUCUGGACCACCUAUGCCACCUGCUAUCUCCUAAUGCGAGCCACGUCGUUCGAGACCACCUUGUGCCCGCCACGCGUCAGUCAAACAGCAAAUUUCCAACCGACCACUUGGGUCACAUGCCUGCACACGAUCGCAUUUGGCCAUGGGAUGUUAGCUACGCUUUGGGACUGUGCCGUCAGACCGCUCGCGUCGACAGCGCCGUUGCUGUUUUGAACCAACUGAACUUUCUUGCCUUUUUCUUUCAGCAACUUGUCGACUAUUUUUCCCUAGGAGCCUGUAUGGAAGGCGUCUCCCAGCUGGCAGACUGUCUUUUUGGUUUGAAACUUCGUGUGGAACCGAUUAUACCAGGCGAAUGUUGGCAUCCUUCUGUUGUUAAAAUUGGGGUUUAUGCAAGAAGGCAUUCAAUGCCCGACAUGAAACCUGGCCCUGAGAAACAAAUUGGCCUAGUCUAUUGUGAUUUGCUUGAUCGGCCAGGGAAACCAGCGCAGGCCACUUACGCUCAACUCGAUCAAAGGUUGCACUCCGGUCAUCCAGAGUCGACUCUGCUAACAACUCGGUCAUUGGGUUAUGGCACUCCAAUGCCCGCUUCCUCGUGUUUACUGUCUUCAAUUCAACGCGCAGCAGGCGUAGCUGACUGGAUGAUGUGCGAUCCGGACUACUUGGGGGCUUGGCCUCAUCGAUUUAGCCACCUUGUUGGUUACGGUGGGCGCUAUUACUCGUACUUGAUGGCAAGAGCUGGUGCCCAUUUGGUCUGGAGUCAGUGUUUUGCCAAUGACCCAUGGUCUUCCUCCAAAGGACAGCUCUACCAGGAACGCAUCCUACGACACGGUGGCGAAUUCCAUCCAGCAACUAUGCUAUCUGAUCUACUGUCUUACAACAACGAAGAGUCCAAUAUUUCGUCGAUCUUAUCUCCAGAGCAGUUGGCCAGAGGGUUAAGGGACCACGUAGACGAGUCUGAAGCUGCUGCGUCUGCUAUGCUGAGUAAAAUGUCUUCGCCCGGACUACAUCAACCAAGUGGCUUUCGAUGAGGCGAUAAUGAUUUCUUCCGAUGCGCGCACCAUUCAUUCGGAAGUCCCUCUCAAGGAAUUUCCUCCAGCAACACCAACUUGAAUCCAUAAUUUUGCCACAAUGGUCUUUCAUUCCUCAGGGUAUUUGCGCCGAUAUCCAUGAAGUAUUUCUGUCUUAGACAGAUGAAUCCUGUUCCAUUUUCUGUGUAAAGUAAGCAUGUUGGCUUCUUCAAAAUCGGAACAGCUAUGUGUUUUUUCAAAUCGCUUGCCAUUUGUACAAACUAAUUGCCCAUAGAAAUUUAUAGAGAUUUCUUGCUUCAGUUCAUACAUAGUUAUUGUGGA